Molecule: messenger RNA, 2260 nt
Organism: Drosophila obscura
Lineage: Eukaryota; Metazoa; Arthropoda; Insecta; Diptera; Drosophilidae
Gene: Kdm4A
Product: probable lysine-specific demethylase 4A
Exons: 4
Coding region: 294-1769 (491 amino acids)
Biological process (GO): chromatin remodeling
Cellular component (GO): nucleus
Molecular function (GO): histone H3K36 demethylase activity; histone H3K9 demethylase activity
Source: RefSeq, a predicted model, not a curated record
UUCGUUGAUAAACUUUUUUGUUAAACAACAAUUUUUAAACAAUCUAAUAAUAAUGAGUACUUAAAGCUGACCAAUCUUGAAGAAAAUGUAUUAGUUUAUCAAAUAAAAUUAAAUAGGCACCGUUGAAGGCUCUAGCUAGCCAGUAAUAUCAAACCGAAUAUUAAAAUCGAGAAAUAUGAUUUCCGAUCAUUGACAGAGUGCAAACGUCAAGCUGUUUUGCCUUGCGUUGCCACCCAAUUCACUUCUGUGUUUUGCGGCUAAAAAAUAAUAAUUAAUAACUAACGCGGCUAAAAAUGUCUGCACAGUCUUCAUAUCUAGAUGGGGAACUAAAUACAGUUCCUCGCAUCAUGACCUUUCGUCCCAGCUACGAAGAGUUCAAAAACUUUUCGUCCUACGUUGAGUAUAUGGAGAGUCGCGGAGCCCACAGGGCUGGCCUGGUAAAAAUUCAGCCACCGCCAGAGUGGGUCCCCAGGAAGUCGGGGUACGACAUUGAGAACAUCAACAUGACGAUUCCUCCACCGAUUUCUCAGUUGGUCCAGGGAGCACAAGGAGUGUACCAGCAAUUCAACGUGCAACAGCGCAAGCAGAUGACACUGCGUCAGUUCAUGGAGAAGGCCAACUCCGAGCUGCACAGUACACCGCGCCACACCGACUACGACGAUCUAGAGCGGAAAUAUUGGAAGAAUGUUACAUAUGUGUCUCCGCUGUAUGCAGCUGAUGUCCAGGGCACGCUUAGCGACGACGAUCUGGAUGUGUGGAACAUCGGGAGGCUAGACACCGUACUGAACCUGGUUAACACCGAUUAUAACAUAACCAUAGACGGGGUGAAUACAGCUUACCUCUACUUCGGCAUGUGGAAGAGUUCCUUUGCUUGGCACACAGAAGAUAUGGAUCUGUAUUCCAUAAACUAUCUUCAUUUUGGUGCUCCCAAAACAUGGUACGCCAUCCCACCGGCCUACGGAAGGCGCUUGGAGAAGCUGGCCAAUGAAUUAUUCCCUGAAACCUAUCAAGAAUGCAAUGCGUACCUCCGUCACAAGAUGACCAUGAUAAGUCCCAAAGUUUUGCGCCAGCAUAAUAUACCAUACAACAAGAUUACCCAAGAGGCGGGUGAAAUUAUGAUAACCUUUCCGUUUGGUUACCAUUCUGGCUUCAACCACGGCUUCAAUGGUGCAGAGUCGACCAACUUUGCGUCAAAGCGCUGGAUAGAGUAUGGCAAGCGCGCAAGCAUUUGCAGGUGCCGUAGCGAUAUGGUUAAAAUCUCAAUGGAGACAUUUGUGCGCCACUUUCAGCCGGACCGCUAUGAUAACUGGUUGGAGGGAAAGGACUUUGGGUAUCAUCCGGAGGAGCCAGGCAAGUUAUGUCCUGCUAAUCCGCCAACAAUCAAUGUGUACGACAAGAAAGGAAGUCUGUCUUUGGCCAAGUCCAAGGGCUCUUCGCCGCAGAAGCGAGGCUGUUCCAUGGCCACCAACGCAGAUACAAAUGGAGCAGAUGAUGGCGACGAGAAGGCUAGCGUAAGCAGCAACAACAGCUUGCGCCUCAAGCAGGCGGUCGUCAAGCUUCGCAAACUGCCACGCGAACUUGUACCUGAACCGCCUUCCGCACCAGAGAGGUAUGACUUUAACUCGAUUGUCGAGAAAGGUGUUAAGCGCUUGUGGAAUAAUCUGCCCAAUCCAAAUCCAGGAGUCAAUUUGCUUAACAACGGUGUGGUGAAGAACACAAAGAGAAUGCGCUUUCACACAAAGGUCCUCACACUUGAGGACGAGGAUUGAACACUGUCGGUUGUUCCCACUGGAUCUCCUUGUUAAUAACUUUGUGUAUAACUGAAACCUAUUUUAGGUAGUAUUAAAUGUAUGUUUAGUUAAGUGACGCCAUAUUUAAAGUAACUUGUAUAUACAUAUACAAUAUGUAGAAUAUGAUAUAGCCUUUAAUCCAAAUGAAUUAAUAGGCUGAGAAAAACGUGUGUACCGAAGUAGGAGGCUUGAGUAUAUGUCUGUAAAUAUUUUUAACGUCUGUUGUCGGCCAAAGAAGUCUCAAGUUAUAAAUGUUUAAUUCGGGAUCUGUAACAGAUUUUAUUUGUUUAAAUUAUUCCCAAGUCACCAAGUUUGGUUCCCAUCGAAAGAAUCGUUUGCAAAAUUGCAAAUAAUAUAUUAAAUUCUAUUGCACGUAACGCCCAAAAAAAAAAUACAACAAAAAUGUAAAUAUACAUAAAUAAUAAAUCAUAUCUAAGGCGAAGAAGCCGCUCAUAAGAUACCCCUUAAAA